UGAACAUCAGUAUAAACCAUGAGAUGUCAUUUUUUUGACAGAUGACAAUCUUCUAAAAUAAAAUUCGAGCAAAAAAAUGGAUGUAUUUAAUAAAUUAUAUUCAUCCGUGAGUAGUACAGUAUCACAUUUAUCUGGAGUACUUCCAGGAAAUCCUGUCACACGUGAAUAUGAAGUCAUUAGUCACAUUGCUUCAGCUGGUCCAGGUUUAUUAUGGAAGAUUUACAAAGGAUUCAAAAAAUCCACAAAACAAGAAGCCGCUAUAUUUGUGUUAGAAAAACGACACUUGGAACGAUGGACAAAAGCUGAUCGUGAUAUCAUGAUUGACAUCCUACGACGAGGUGUGAUGCAGCUGACGAAAUUACGACAUCCACAAAUUUUAACAGUACAACAUCCGUUGGAAGAGAGUCGUGAAAGUUUAGCAUUUGCUACGGAACCAGUGUUUGCAAGUUUAGCGAAUAUAUUAGGAAAUAUAGAAAAUAUGCCAGUUCCUGUACCGGAAAGUAUUAAUAAUUAUAAAUUAUAUGAAGUGGAAAUUAAAUAUGGUCUGUUACAAGUGGGUGAAGGUUUAGCAUUCUUACAUAAUGAUGUGAAGCUGUUACAUAAGAAUAUUUGUCCGGAAUCGAUUGUGAUUAAUAUACAGGGUGCUUGGAAAAUAUUUGGAUUUGAUUUUUGUAUUUUGAAUCAAAAUAUUCAUGAGAGUCAGCCAUUUUGGCCAUUUACAGAAUAUACACAAGCAAUGCAUGCGUUAACCCAACCAACAUUGGAUUAUUUAGCACCCGAAUGUGCUCUAACUCAUGUUCAUUCCACAGCUAGUGAUAUGUUUUCACUAGGUAUGCUUGUAUAUGCUCUUCAUUCACCAGGUGGUCGACCGUUAUUUCAAUAUACAGGAGAUUAUUCAAAAUUUAAACGAACUGCUAAAGAGCUAAAACAAUUACCCAAUUCCAAAUUACUUUGCGUGGCAGAAGGAUUACAGGAAUAUGUAAAAAUGAUGUUGAAUACAACACCAGAAUUGAGACCGGAUGCACAUCAGUUUAUAAAGAUUCCAUAUUUCGAGGAUGUCGGUGUAAAAACUCUAAAUUAUUUAGAUUCAUUAUUCCAAUGGGAUAACUUACAAAAAUCACAAUUUUACAAAGGUCUACCACAAAUUAUACAAAAACUACCUCAUCGUGUCUGCAUUUAUCGAAUAAUACCCUGUUUAGUGAAAGAAUUCGUAAAUCCACCAAUGAUACCGUUUGUUCUCCCCAAUGUUCUACUUAUUGCUGAGAAUGCUACAAAAGAUGAAUACAUUCAACAUAUUUUACCACAUCUAAAACCGGUUAUGAAAAUUCAAGAACCGAUACAAAUUUUAUUAAUAUUUAUGCAAAAAAUGGAAUUGUUAUUAAAAUUAACACCAGCGGAAGAAAUUAAAACAGAUGUUUUACCAAUGUUGUAUCGAGCUUUAGAGGCUGAUGCACAACAGAUUCAAGAGCUUUGUUUAUCGGUUUUACCAACUUACGCAUCGUUAGUGGAUUAUCCGGCUAUGAAAAAUGCACUUUUACCACGGAUCAAACGAUUAUGUUUAUCGACAAGCUAUCUGUCAGUACGAGUCAAUUGUUUGCUGUGUAUUGGAAAGUUAUUGGAACAUUUGGAUAAAUGGUUGGUAUUGGAUGAAAUUUUACCAUUUUUAACGCAAAUUCCAUCGAGGGAACCGGCUGUGCUUAUGGGAAUAUUAGGAAUUUAUAAAUUGGCGAUGACGCACAAAAAAUUAGGCAUAACAAAAGAAUGUAUUGCCACAAAAAUUUUACCAUUUUUAAUGCCACUUUGCAUAGAAAAUGGUCUAACAUUGAAUCAAUUUAACGCUCUGGUUACGUUAGUCAAAGAAAUGGUGAACCAGGUUGAAAGUGAACAUCGUACGAAAUUGGAACAAUUGAAUUCGAUACAAAAAGAACAAAAAACUUUUGAUGCAAGUUUAAGCACUGGAACGCUGUCACCUGGAACUUUAGUACAAGCUCCACAACCACAAUCAGCUGUUGAUGAAAUGUUUUCAGGAUUGGGUCUUGAUUCUUACAUUAAUGAUAGUCCAAAACAUGCCAAUGCCCUAAAAAAUGAAAAUACAGGAUCAUCAUCAACAAGCAUGGACACAAUACCAAAUGGUGUGGAUAAUAAAUCCUUGUCUAUGGCUGAUAAGCAAAGGAUCGCAAAACAACAAGAAACAUCAGCCCGAUUAAAGAAUCAACCAAUUUUAUCCCCAACAUCCACAAACACUCCAAAAAUAACCCCACCCACGAAAGACUUAACAUCCUCUCUAAUCCAAUCAAAUUUAAGUCAAAUGAAUUUAAUGACAUCACCAAAAUCCCCACCACCUAUGAAUAAUACACCAAAUUCCAACCAAAUGUGGGCACAAUCGCCUCCACAACAACAAUGGACAAACUCACAAAAUUCCGCACCAAAUACGUGGAUGUCUUCUCCACCACUACAAAAUCGUAACAAUAAUUUUAAUAGUCAAUUUCAACAAAAUACGAUGUGGAAUAAUUCAACGUCACAACAACAGCAACCUCAACAGAAUUGGAGUGCGUUAGAUUCAUUGUUAUCAAAUAAUUCGACAGCAUCAUCGAAACCAACACUAAAUCAAAUGACUUCGCAAAGGACGCCAUUAAUGCAAUCUCCUACAUCCACAAAUAAUACAGUUUUAUCGAAGGAUGACAUUAUGGAUUUACUUAGUUAGAAAAUUUAUUCGAAUUUCUAUUCGCUUUUUUAAUUUUAAAUGUUGUAUUUUUGUGUUAUUUAAUGUUUUUUUUGUUCCAAGUAAAUGUUCGAAUGUCAUUUUUUUAAUGUGUCCGAAUUUAUUCGAAUUUCGAAAGUGGUUUAACUCAAUUUUAAAUAUUCUUUCUUAUUUUGAGUUAUGUGAACAAAUUAAGUUAAAUGAAAUAAGUUCAUAUGUUCCCCAAAAUAUGUGUUUGAAUUUUGAUAUAAACUUUAAAAGAGGCAUUAAAUACUUUGAACAAAACAUAAUUUACUACAGAGUGUUUAAAAUUAUCGAAGCAGAAAAGCAGACAGGGUGAUACAAAAUGUUAUUAUCUACAAAGUACAAUAAAAUUAUUUAAAAAAUCAGGGAAAUAAGGAAAAAAGUGUUGAUUCUUUGAUAUUUGGCACAAUUUUUAUUUAGUAGAACAACUUUGUAUCGAAAAAUCGACAACUCAUGAGGGGGGGUUACAACCUAAUUCACAAAUGUGCCAAAUUUUAAAGACACUUUUCCUUCUAGAUAUUUCAUUUUUGCAUGUCAAAGAUGGUAUUUUUUAAACACUCUGUAGAAGAAAAUCUCAUUAAAUAUUUAUUAUAAGAAAAUAUUCUUCAUAUCGCUUUGAAUUUAGACGAAUUUAUUUAAA
Molecule: messenger RNA, 3365 nt
Organism: Chrysoperla carnea
Lineage: Eukaryota; Metazoa; Arthropoda; Insecta; Neuroptera; Chrysopidae
Product: SCY1-like protein 2
Exons: 8
Coding region: 77-2704 (875 amino acids)
Biological process (GO): protein phosphorylation
Molecular function (GO): ATP binding; protein kinase activity
Source: RefSeq, a predicted model, not a curated record